This is a messenger RNA of Vidua chalybeata, 1152 nucleotides long. It is a transcript of the gene MCRS1, whose product is annotated as microspherule protein 1. The coding region runs from base 46 to 1152 and encodes 368 amino acids. The transcript is spliced from 9 exons. The record is from RefSeq and is a predicted model, not a curated record. Lineage: Eukaryota; Metazoa; Chordata; Aves; Passeriformes; Viduidae. Gene Ontology annotation, cellular component: MLL1 complex; Ino80 complex; NSL complex. Gene Ontology annotation, biological process: positive regulation of transcription by RNA polymerase II. Gene Ontology annotation, molecular function: G-quadruplex RNA binding.
ACUCAAGAUGGCGCCGCGCUCUGAGGCCUCACCGGAACCGCCAACAUGGCCACGCCCAUCGCGGCGUCAGUGACGUCAUUCUCGUUCCGGCUCGGGCCGGAAGUGGCGCGGCCAUGGCGGCGCGGAGCUCCCGGGGCUGAUGCCACCAUGGCCACCAGCCGCUCGGAGGACGAGGAGUCCCUGGCGGGGCCCAAGCGGGGCCCGGCCACGCCCGCGGGGACUGUCCCCAAACGGCGCAGCUCCUCCAGGUUCAUCAAGCGGCGGAAGUUCGAUGACGAGCUGGUCGAGAGCAGCCUGGCCAAGGCCCCAGUCAAUCCCAGUCAAUCCCAGUCAAUCCCAGUCCAUCCCCAGUCAAUCCCAGUCAAUCCCAGUCCAUUCCCAGUCCCUCCCAGUCAAUCCCAGUUUGUUUCAGGUUCAUCAAGCGGCGGAAGUUCGAUGACGAGCUGGUCGAGAGCAGCCUGGCCAAGCCCUCGCGGGCCAAGGGGGGCCCCGAGCCCCCCCCCAGGCCCGGGGGGGCGGGGCCAGCGGGGGGGGGCGGGGCGGCCGGCGAGCCCUGCCCCGGGGACAGGAAAAAGGUGUCGCGGGCCGUGCCCCCCCCGGCGCCCCCCCGGGCCCGGCCCCCCCCCGGCGCUGCCCAAGCGCCUCAAGAAGAGCAAACCCAGCCCCGCCCCCCGCGACCUGGGCAGGUGGAAACCCGCCGACGACCUGCUGCUCAUCAACGCCGUGCUGCAGACCAACGACCUGACCUCGGUGCACCUGGGGGUGAAGUUCAGCUGCCGCUUCACGCUGCGCGAGAUCCAGGAGCGCUGGUACUCGCUGCUCUACGACCCCGUCAUCUGCAAGCACUCGUGCCAGGCCAUGCGCCAGCUGCACCCCGAGGCCGUGGCCGCCAUCCAGAGCAAGGUCCUGUUCAGCAAGGCCGAGGAGCAGCUGCUGACCCGCGUGCCAUCGAGCCCUGUCCCCUCGCUGGACACCUUCCAGGAGCUGCUGCAGCGCCACCCGGCCGUGUUUUACCCUGCCAGGACCCCCAAGGCCCUGCAGCUGCACUGGCAGCUCCUGCGCCAGUACCACCUGCUGCAGGACCAGACAGUGCAGCCCCUCCCCAAGGGGGGUUUGGGGUGCAGCCCCUCCCCAAGGGGGAUCAGGUGCUGA